AUGACUUUUAAUCCACAGAUUGUUAUGGGGACCGAAUCUUGGUUGGACGAUACGGUCUCUGACACUGAGGUUUUUCCGCCGGGAUUUACGGUAUAUCGUAAAGACAGACAUCGACACGGAGGAGGAGUCUUUUUGCUGGUUUCAUCUUGGUGGAGAAGCUGUGCAGUUAAAUUUGAGAAUGACUCUGAGUCGGUGUGGUGUCGCGUUCGUUUUCCCAAAGGGAACACUGUGGUGUUUGGAACUAUCUACCGUCCGCCAGACGGAAAUGAAACAAGCAUUUCUUUACUCUCAGAUAUGUCAUCGGUGAUACCAGACACCGUCUUUCUGGGAGGCGACUUUAAUUUACCAGACUUUUCGUGGUUAAGUGGGACGACGGCAAGAAGCAAAUCGCGUGUUUAUUCUAUGUUCACAGAAUUGAUAGAUACAUUUGGUCUGAUUCAGUAUGUCAUGGAGCCGACUCGACUGACGGCAGUUUUAGAUCUCGUCUUAUGCAAUGACCCAAAGAUUGUUUCUAGCGCCCAGGUAUAUCCUGGAAUAAGUGAUCACGAUGUUGUUGUUACCGAGUUGAAUGUAUCAGGCGUACCUGAACAGAAACAAGAGCCACGCAGAGUACUCCUCUAUGAAAAGGGUAAUUUUGACGCCAUCAAUAAUGCUUUACAGACAUAUUCUAACUUUUUCAUGUUUAUCUGA
Molecule: messenger RNA, 690 nt
Organism: Ixodes scapularis (black-legged tick)
Lineage: Eukaryota; Metazoa; Arthropoda; Arachnida; Ixodida; Ixodidae
Exons: 1
Molecular function (GO): catalytic activity
Source: RefSeq, a predicted model, not a curated record